AUGGCUGGCUUGAGCGCUGGGCAGGGAGACCCACUUGAGAAAUGGCUGAGAGUGGGUGACCCUGACUCACCUUGUUUCUUCCUAGCUAGGAUGGCCGAGCAGAACUGCCCCGCGCCCUCCUCCUGCGACUGCUUCGUCGCUCUCCCUCCAGCCACCGCCUCCCGGGCUGUGAUCUUCGGCAAAAAUUCAGACCGGCCUAGAGAUGAGGUCCAGGAAGUCGUCUAUCUCCCUGCUGCAACCUAUGCCAGGGGGGCAAAGCUCAAGUGCACGUACAUAGAGGUUGAGCAGGCAGAGAGGACCCACGCGGUGAUUCUGAGCCGCCCGGCCUGGCUGUGGGGCGCCGAGAUGGGAGCCAAUGAGCAUGGCGUCUGCAUUGGGAACGAAGGGGUGUGGACCAAGGAGCCUGUUGGGGAGGAGGAGGCCCUGCUGGGCAUGGACUUGGUCAGGCUGGGUUUGGAGAGAGGCAGGUCGGCUCACGAAGCCCUGCAGGCCAUCACGGCUUUACUGGAGCGCUACGGCCAGGGCGGCAGCUGCAAGGAGGAGCCGACCCCUUUCGUUUAUCACAACACCUUCCUGCUGGCGGACCGGACCGAAGCCUGGGUGCUGGAGACAGCUGGCCGGUACUGGGCAGCCCAGAGGAUCCGAGAAGGGACCCGGAAUAUCUCCAACCAGCUGAGCAUCGGCAUGGAGAUCACCGCCGAGCACGCGGGGCUGAGACGCCACGCCCAGAGCCAGGGCUGGUGGAGCGGGGAUGGGGAGUUCAACUUCACCAAGGUCUUCUCUCUGACCCACCAGCCUGUGCGGAUGGAGGCGGCCAAGGCUCGGUACUGCGCUGGCAAGGAGCUACUGCAGCAGCACACAGGCCGCAUCACGGCAGAGACCAUCAUGGCCAUCCUGCGGGACAAGGCCAGUGGGAUCUGCGUGGACUCAGAGGGCUUCCGCACCACGGGGAGCAUGGUAUCCAUCCUCCCCCAGGACCCCGCCUUGCCCUGCGUGCAUUUCUUCACAGCCACGCCCGACCCCUCCAGGUCCAUAUUCAAGCCCUUCAUCUUCGUCGCCAACGUGACUCCGGUCCUACAGGCGAUGUCUCCGAGCUUCGGUGACAAGGACCCCGUCCAGAAGGUCCCUCGAUUUCAGAGCAGAGUUGAUCGGAGACACCAGCUCUACCGGGCACAUCAGGCAGCACUGGAUCUCAUGGAGACUAACCAGGAGCAGGGCCAGAAGCUCCAGCAGACCAUGCAGGAUCUGGAGAGGCAGGGCCUGGAGGCCAUGAAGGAAAUGCUGGCCAGUGGUAUCACCCUGGACCCGGAGGAGCUGGCUGACCUCUUGUUUGACUGUGUGGACACAGAAAUCAAGUUCUACAAAUAAGCCCGAGGCAGGAUAUAUUCACUUUCUGGUUCUCAACGCCUGGCACAAGGCUGUGAUGGUUAGGUGGCCGUUGCUGUAGGGAAAUGUUUAAAUCAAAACACAAAACCGUGUUCAGAGAUUUUUUUUUUUUUAUAUCUCAAACUUUUCUAUUAAUAGUAC
Emys orbicularis (European pond turtle) is the source of this 1527-nucleotide messenger RNA. It is a transcript of the gene SCRN2, whose product is annotated as secernin 2. The transcript has 8 exons. The record is from RefSeq and is a predicted model, not a curated record. NCBI's taxonomy places the organism in Eukaryota, Metazoa, Chordata, Testudines, Emydidae. Gene Ontology annotation, biological process: proteolysis. Gene Ontology annotation, molecular function: cysteine-type exopeptidase activity; dipeptidase activity. The coding region runs from base 1 to 1368 and encodes 455 amino acids.